Populus nigra (black poplar) is the source of this 2788-nucleotide messenger RNA. RefSeq names its product calcineurin B-like protein 4. Lineage: Eukaryota; Viridiplantae; Streptophyta; Magnoliopsida; Malpighiales; Salicaceae. The transcript is spliced from 8 exons. The record is from RefSeq and is a predicted model, not a curated record. Gene Ontology annotation, biological process: calcium-mediated signaling. The coding region runs from base 1755 to 2396 and encodes 213 amino acids. Gene Ontology annotation, molecular function: kinase binding; calcium ion binding.
AUCAUGGAAAGAAUUUAUCAUUGUCAUUUUUGGUUUUUUCAAUGAGUAUCCAGAAAUCUUCAUUCCUUUCUUUUGAGAGAAUUGACUAUAUUUAUUGUCAUAACCUGACUUUUAAAUUCAGCACUAAAAAGUUUUCUUUGAACUAUACUUAGAGAUGAAUCACAUUUUGACCAGAUCCAUUACUUCCUCGGUUUGGUUGCUGAGAAAACUAAGGAAAAUUACUCUGGAUACCCUGGAAAUGAUUAGAUCGUUUUCAACCAGGUCAUGUGGCUGUUCUAAGCCUGUGGUCCCAGCUAGACAAUAUUUUUUUUCUUAAAUAAGCAUGUGAUGUGUUGGUUUUCUUACUCUGAAUGUUUUCCGGCAUUGUUUAUGGAAAACAAUAGAAAAUUAGAGUAUUUUAUCCCUGAUCUAAAAUAUGUUCACCCCUAGGUAGUGCUUGAACUAUAAGUUUACUGAUAUAAAAGGAAAAGGUUGAAUUUGAAAUGUUAGAAUUCAUUUCUUACGGUAUCAAUCAUGAAUUUUUAGUUGGUAGUGUCUUUUUCCCUCUUGUAGAAAGAUUUUUGAGCUGCGAAAAUCGGAGCUGUUGAGCCAAGUUGGGAGAUGAUUGGAAUGGAAUUUGGGUGGCAUAGUUAGGCUUAGUGAAACUCCUCUACCUCAUAAAAUGUGAUAAAAGUCCAUUAGAGAGGUGGAGGGAAAGGGUGGUUUAAUUGUUUAUUUUUUUUUUUGUUUCUGUUGUUUAAACUGCAACUUGAUAGUUCACUUCCAAAUCAUCUCUACAUUUUUCAAUAAGGAAAGGUCAUACAUGCUUAAGUAGGCUUUGUUGGUAUUAGGUGCUAUAAUAUUUGCAAAAUUCAUUGUGGUGUUGGAUGGUUCUGAAUUUUCUUCCAUGCUUCUUAUUAAUUUAUGUUCUUGAGUAUCAGAGACAGCUUUCAAAGUGUCCAUGGACAUUAGAGACUGUGUUGGUAUGUCAUAAGUCUAGUUUAAAUGGCAGCCACAUGCUUGGCUUCACUGGUGGCCUGACUGUGAGGUUGGAGAAUAUGUAGAUGGUGUUUGGUAGACCUAUCAAACACAUUCUCAUAGGAUAAUGAGCUUUUCCUCUUUUCUUACUGAAGAGAUAGCUGCAAUGAUAGUUAUAACCAUUCUUGUCCCGAACUUCUAUAAUUUGUGAAUCAACUGGCCUAUGAAAUCAACCCGUUGAAUCUUGAACUGCUUAACAGAACCUUGCUUAUCUUUGAAGCCCGAUGUCAGUUUGUACUAAUUAUUAGCUGACCUCUUGGGUAUGGUUGAGCCACUUUUAUGUCUUCAAUAUUAAACUUAAGCACAUACCUGCAACCAAAAUAACUGAUGCAUUUGCAUGUUGACUAAGUAGUACGGUUCUGCUUUAAAUAUAAUGUUAGCUUGUGCCUAUACUUGCAAAAAAUGCUUGGUUUAUUGGAUGAUUAGAGUCUAUUCCCUUUACCAGCUGCUGUCAUAGUAAUAAUUUUUCUUGGAAAUAGUGGAUUAGUUUAAAUUUCGAUGGGAAAUUAUAACUGAUCAUGACUAGAUUUCUGUCUUCGUUUUGUGUUCUUGGUCUCAGUGGUUGAAAUUUGACCAUUUAUCUUUGCGAGUUUGUAAAAGGCAGCAGAUAAUCAAGCUCAGUCAUUAAUUCAAUCUAUAACUUUGCGAGUUAUUAGGUGGUGUUUUCAAGUAGUACAAUUGGCAUGAUCCUGCUGAUUGCCAAGAAUUCUUAUUAGUGACUGGUGCUAGUUGUCUUCAUGGGUUGCUACCAUUCAAAGAGAACUAAAAAGACACCGGGGCACGAGGAGCCAACAGUUCUUGCUGCUGAAACACCCUUUACUGUUAGCGAAGUUGAGGCCUUGUAUGAACUGUUUAAGAAACUAAGCAGUUCAGUCAUUGAUGAUGGGCUUAUUCACAAGGAAGAACUUCAGCUUGCACUGUUCAGGAACAAAAACAAGAGGAACCUUUUUGCAGACAGGAUUUUUGAUUUAUUUGAUGUCAAGCGCAAUGGAGUAAUUGAGUUCGGAGAAUUUGUUCGAUCUUUGGGUGUCUUUCAUCCAAAUGCACCAGUUGAAGACAAGAUCCAUUUUGCUUUCAGAUUAUAUGAUUUACGGCAUACUGGUUUCAUUGAACGAGAAGAGCUGAAGGAGAUGGUAAUGGCACUUCUGCAUGAAUCGGAUCUACUGCUGUCCGAUGACUUUGUUGAAACAAUUGUGGACAAGACGUUUCGUGAUGCAGAUUUGAAAGGUGAUGGAAAAAUCGAUCCUGACGAGUGGAAGGAAUUUGUGUCGAAGAACCCUUCUCUUAUAAAGAACAUGACUCUACCUCAUUUAAAGGAUAUAACUUUGGCGUUUCCCAGCUUCGUGUCAAAAACUGAAGUUGAAGAUUCAGAAAUAUAGCAGAAAGUUAUCAAUCAUGUCAUUUCUAGCAAUGGUGAUCCGUGCAUUUAAACCAGCUCUAUUUGGGAGAUGUUGAAAUUUGCAUGAGUGUCGAUGCAAGAGCUACACAGACUUCAGGUUAAUCACAACCUCCUCUGUGCAGCCAAGAUCUGGUCUACAGGGUGCAACUUAUUUGCCAUCAUAAACUUCGUUAAUACAGAGUUGGCACAGCUUAGUUCAGCUCACGUUUUGCAUAUGUAAAUCGCAUUACAGCAUCAGAAAUUUUGCAACGUGUUUAGAAAAUGUAUAUAGUUUCUGGGGUGGUACUUCGAAGAAGUCUGUUUUAACAUUUAUUUCUCUUUGAAGCAGCACUUGACCUGUUCUAUAUAUGCUAGUGAUAAAAAUUUCAAGCA